AAAAACCAAACAGGUCUCAAAUUAAAUCCCAAAGUAUGAAGACCUCCAACAUCUUCCUCCUCUUCUUACUCGCAUCUUUCGUUAUCAUAGGAAAUAUGGAAGUGGCUAUGGCGACGAGAACGGUUGAAGAAAAUGGAGGAAAAAAGUGCGAGAGAGGAAGUGUGGACAUAGUGAAUGGAUGUGUUGAUUCCGACUGCGACAACGGAUGCAGGGUGAACUAUGGGAGCACAGCUACUGGUGCAUGCAAAACCAAGACUUUAUGUGUUUGCUAUGGCCCAUGUUAAAUUAAUUAGUAGUAUAAGUUACUAUGGAGCUAUAUCGGGUGUGAUACGA
Molecule: messenger RNA, 333 nt
Organism: Linum tenue
Lineage: Eukaryota; Viridiplantae; Streptophyta; Magnoliopsida; Malpighiales; Linaceae
Source: the annotation of a GenBank genome assembly